GAAAUCAAUUGGUUUACACUAGAUCGUAGAGAGAUAUUGGAUAUUGGGAGCUACGCGCUAUGUUUGGAGACAGAGUUAUUUCGAUGUUUAUUUGAAUGUCAUACACGUUAUUAUUUGUUUUUUUAUCUGUGCUGUUGGUUGACGUUCACAAAGCACUUGAGUGGGACUACUUAGUAUUCAGUUUGGAAUGGCCAGCUACUUAUUGUUCCUCUCAUACGUGUAAACUGCCGUACAACAUAAGAAAUUUCAACAUACAUGGAUUAUGGCCCACCGUUUGGCCGUCUGGUAGCCCGGAAAAUUGUUCAAAGAACAAACCUUUUGACGUGAAAAUAAUUGAGCCUAUAUACAAAGAUUUACAAGAUGAAUGGGUAAACUUGGAAGAUUAUGAUAAUCCAAAAGAUUUUUGGAGUCAUGAAUGGGGUAAACAUGGUGUAUGUGCGACAACUGAUCCACUUAUCUCGAAUGAAUUGGAUUACUUCAAUAUUUCUCUGGCGAUUAAAUCGAAAGUGAAUUUAUUAAGACGUCUUGAAUCCGUUGGAAUCAAACCGAAUGAUAGAGUCACUUUAAAGACGGACGGACUUCUUGCUCAAUUGAAAAAGUUGUUCAAUGUCAAUGUUUUGGUGUAUUGUUCUCUAAAACAUCAUCAAAUGGCCAAGUUAUCUGAAGUUCGUGUUUGCAUGAAUCCUUCACUGAAUUUCAUCAGUUGUCCAACUUCACAAGAUACAGGUGUUAACAAUGCGGAACAUGAAAAACACUCUUCUACUGUUUGUUCUACAAAUAUAUUUGGCAUUGAUAUGUGUAAAUCAUACACACCAUGGUUAAAUCUUUUACGUAGUUGUUCAAGUCAAGAGUCGUGUACAUCACCAAUGUUAUCAUCGAAUGCACCAUGUCCUGAAGAGUUGAUAUUUCCAGACUUCAUAUAAUGAUAGUUAGUAGUAAUAAUGGGUAUUUUAUUGCCUUUCUUAAAAUUUCUUCUUUGUACUUCAUCCUGUUACCAUUUCCUCAUAGAGGCACCUUUCCUCACCAGCAUUACUUGGGAGAUGUUUUUUACCUCACUGUUUUAAAAUUUAUCAACAUAUGCCUACCAUAACAAUCUGUGUAUGUUUUUUUUAUACAUUUUAAUGCGAAGGAAUUUUUUUUAUUUUGUGAUAAGUCACUUUUAUCAGUUACAUAUCAGAUUUUAAUGUUUUUUCUUUCUAACUGUUAACAUGUUAAAUUUCACGUUGGUUAAGGCUUCUUUUCACUAUCCGGUCGACAACGGGUAGUAUCAUUCAGUCUGCACGACUUCUUUAAAGUUGCUAUAAAGGCGUAUUUUUUCUUAUUAAAUUGUCAUAUCACUGUAAUUACAUCUAGAGUGUGUUGCACACUUUCAUUUCACAGUGAGAAAA
Messenger RNA from Heterobilharzia americana, 1388 nucleotides. Lineage: Eukaryota; Metazoa; Platyhelminthes; Trematoda; Strigeidida; Schistosomatidae. The record is from the annotation of a GenBank genome assembly.